This is a messenger RNA of Candidozyma duobushaemuli, 3303 nucleotides long. RefSeq names its product condensin subunit (gene YCG1). Gene Ontology annotation, cellular component: condensin complex; condensed chromosome. The coding region runs from base 1 to 3303 and encodes 1100 amino acids. NCBI's taxonomy places the organism in Eukaryota, Fungi, Ascomycota, Pichiomycetes, Serinales, Metschnikowiaceae. The record is from RefSeq and is a predicted model, not a curated record. The transcript has 2 exons. Gene Ontology annotation, biological process: mitotic chromosome condensation.
AUGUCUCAUGUUUUUCAGGAUGCUCAAAUGUCGCUUUCUGGCCAUAGAAAACUCGCGGUCGUGCUUCGAAACAUCCAAACCAAAGCCAUUGAGUUGGACUACGAGGAGAGCUUCAACUUCCAUUUCACCAAGCUCGUGCUGAAGGUGUUAAAAGUCCGGAAAGGCGUGCCUCUGGCGGACAGAAUCGCUAAAUUCGUCACGGUGUUUGUGAAGAAGAUGAUUGAGGAUGAGAGUGAGACGCCGUCUCGUCCAGCUGAAGAGGAAGAUGGAGUUCCCACUGUUUUCGUGGAAUUUCUAUUGAGACACUUGCUCCGUGGCACAGAGUCAAAGUUCAAGGACGUGAGGUACAGAAUCACCCAGUUUUUGGCAUAUCUCGUCCAUACGGUACCUGAGAUCGACGAGGACCUAUACAAGGCAUUGGAGUACACCUUGCGCCGUGGUCUUCGAGACAAGGAGCAUAUUGUGAGGCUACAGUCCGUUGUUGCUAUGUCAAUGUUUCAGCUUCAUGACCAGAAUGGAGAUCAGAGGCCUAACCAUGCUGUCAGGGCAAUUGUGUCUGCAAUGAACCACGACGAGUCCCCCGAGGUACGCCGUGCUGCAAUGCUCACGGUGACGAAAAAUAGAUACACAAUUCCCGAGGUGCUUCGUCGAGCUAGAGAUACCAAUGCUAUCAAUAGAAGGCUAGUCUAUGGAAGAGUGUUUUCUGAAAUCGGCAGUUUGAAGGAGGUCGAUGUCGAGUUGCGCCAGAGCCUUCUUAAAUGGGGUCUACAUGACCGUGAAACGUCUGUGAAACAGGCCGCUGUGAAUAUGUUCACCAAGACCUGGCUUAAUAUGACCGACGAGAAGAUCUUGGCUCUUCUAGAACGCCUCAACGUCGUAGAUAGUGACGCGGCAGAGCCAGCCAUGAUCGAGUACUUCGAUAAGCAUUCCGAGUCGUUGGACAAAGUUGAGUUCACCGAACAGCAAUGGCGUGAGCUAGAUUCAGAGCGGGCGUUUUACAUCAGAACCUUCCUCGACUACUGUCAUGCCCAUAAUCUUCACAACAAGCUCGACAAGAGUCUUCCUGAGUUGACAGUUCUAGCAUCCUACUUGAGCGACUAUUUGAAGCUACGCAAGAAGCUUAUACAAGGAGAUCAGCAACUUUUAGACGAAAACACUGCGUUCAACAAGAAAAUGGCUCGCUUUAAUCAACACAUACUCGAAAAAGAGGCUGACCAGGCUGACCUCGCUCGCAGAAUUUCGAAGAAUGAAAAAGCAUUGAGUCUGGGUCAGUCUCAUGUCGAAACGUUAACCGAGACAAUCAAGCGCACGAAACAUGACUUGACUCACCUAGCUUCGAAAAAGGCCGACCUUCAAAAAGCUGGUGCCACCACCGACUCCAUUAAUGAAAAGAUUGCAAGCCUUAAAGAAAAAAACAAGCUGUCAACAAAGGAGCUUGAAGACCUUAAGAAUAGAUUGGUGAAAAUACAAGAUUAUCUUUCCAAAGACGAGGACACACUCAAGAAGAAUACCAAAGCCAUGCAGCAUCUUGAGGACGAGAGAGAAGCUUACUACGAAUCAGCUAGUGAGAUUCCCCGAAAAUUCAAGGCUUUCGGUGACCAGAUGAAACAUUUAGAAUUCAUCAUCGAACAACUUCUUCUUGUUAUUAAGCGGAGUGACUUCGCAGACAUUGCUGGUACCAGAAAAUUACAACCGUUAAUUUCGCAGACCUUGGCUGCUGAUAACUUGCCAGACAAGCUUAUUGUGCUAUGUGUUCAAAUUCUCCGUCAGCUUUCAAAUGAUGAAAGCUAUUUCUCAAACUUGUGCAUUGAGAUCAUCACUGAUAUUCGUGAUUCUGGAAUGGAGGAAAACGACCAGACUUUUGUUUCGGCAGCUUCGUUAUUUGGUGAAGACGAUGGCGCUGCAGAUGACGACGAAGAUGACAUCGAGCUGAAUACUGAAGAGUCGAGCAAGAGAAGAAAGGUUGCACCAUCCCUUCCAUCUGAGGACCUUCUCAUCCAGUGUUUGAUGGUACUCCAGCAUUAUCUCGAGCUUUUAGAGGACUCGGUUUCGAGUACACAUCAGUUUGACUCUCUUAUCGAAACAUUGAUUCGCCCAGCUAUGUGUAGCGCUAACUGGGAGGUCAAACGAUUUGGAGUUCGAUGCCUAGGUUUGGUGUCGCUUCUUGACAAUUACCUCACAUUGAAGAACUUGAGAAUCUUUGGUCAGUAUGCAUCGAAGAGUGCUGACGAGGAGUUGAGAAUUUUAGCAAUUCAAGUGGUUUUUGACCUUCUCUCUACACAUGGCGCAGGUAUCCUUGGUGGUGACUCUGAAUUUGCAGUCGACUCGCUUUCACUUGCGAGACUCUUCCACACUAUGUUGAGAGAGUUUGACCAUCCAAGAGUGCAAGCUGUUGUCGCCGAAGGCUUGUGCAAGCUAUUCCUUGCUGACUUGAUGGAGGACUUUGGCAAAGAUGAAGUUGCAGAAGAUGACGAGGAAGUUGACUACGAGGGCUCACUUUUACGUGCUCUUCUUAUUGCCUACUUCCAUCCACUCAAUGCUCAGAAUCAGGAGCUCAAGCAAAUCUUGGCCUUCUGUGUUCCAGUCUACUCAUUCAGUCACCCCAAGCAUCAGGCCAAGAUAAGCAGUGUUAGCGGCGACUGUUUCUACGAGAUGUUCAGCAUCGACAGCAAAUUUAAUACUUUCGAGAAGGGUAUGACACCAAGCACGGUGCUUCAGCAGUACAUCUAUUGGAGUGACCCACGAGAGAUUGUCAAUGUUGGAGAGGAAGACUACAAGAAGAGUGCAGCACAUCUUUGGCAAGUGAUGAAGUUUUUGGAAAUUGUGGAGCAGGACUCCCCUAAGGCGAUCAAAAAGCUUAUUAUUACGAAUUUGCCCAAGUUGUCCUUGUACAAGGAAAUCGGCGCUCCGUUACUUAGAGGCUUAAAGGAGGCUAUCAGUGACACGAAAGAUAGGAUCGAGACCAACAAGAAUGAUCCAGAAUUCAAUCUUGAUGCACCUACGGAGAGAGUUUUUGAGAAGUUCAGAGCCACCGUUGACGAACUUGUGGAGGCUGCUGAAGCUGACGAAGCCGAGGAACGAGCCAGACUACCAAUGAUGAAAUCACGUAUUCCGGAUGCCGAAGGUGAAAAUGAUGCUAAACGAGACGAGGAUCCCCAGGGUCCCCAGGAACGAGAGGGUCCUGCAAGUGAAGGAGAGGCAGAAAAGGAGGCAGAAAAAGAAAAGGCACAAGAGAAAGAUCUAGCGGAAAUUGAUCAGUUGCUUGAUGAGGAAGAAAAUGUCGACUACGAUAUUGGAAACUGA